Messenger RNA from Zingiber officinale, 1142 nucleotides. RefSeq names its product probable xyloglucan endotransglucosylase/hydrolase protein 32. The record is from RefSeq and is a predicted model, not a curated record. Bases 58 to 906 code for a protein of 282 amino acids. The transcript has 4 exons. Gene Ontology annotation, molecular function: xyloglucan:xyloglucosyl transferase activity; hydrolase activity, hydrolyzing O-glycosyl compounds. Lineage: Eukaryota; Viridiplantae; Streptophyta; Magnoliopsida; Zingiberales; Zingiberaceae. Gene Ontology annotation, biological process: xyloglucan metabolic process; cell wall biogenesis. Gene Ontology annotation, cellular component: apoplast; cell wall.
UGUUCAACCUCUCAUCAUCCUCACUCAUCUUGAGCCACUGCCUCUCCUUCAGAUUUCAUGGCUCUCCUCAUUGCCUUGUUUUUGCCUGUCCUCCUCAAUCUGCUCUCCAUCAAUGCCCAGCCAUCUCCAGGGUACUACCCCAGCUCCUCGGUGAGUCCGAUUAGGUUCACUGACGGUUACACUAACCUCUGGGGGCCUGAGCACCAAACCAUUUCCCCAGAUCAGUAUUCGACCACCAUCUGGCUCGACAGCAAAUCAGGAAGUGGAUUCAAGUCGAUCCAUUCUUACACAAAUGGCUACUUUGGGGCUUCCAUCAAGCUCCAGAGUGGCUACACUGCCGGCACAAACACAGCAUUCUAUCUUUCUAAUAAUCAAGCGUACCCUGGAUUCCAUGACGAGGUGGACAUCGAAUUCUUGGGGAAUAUUGAAGGGAGGCCGUACGUACUGCAGACGAAUGUGUACGUGAGAGGCAGUGGUGAUGGUCGAAUCGUCGGCCGGGAGAUGAGGUUCCACCUCUGGUUCGACCCCACCGCCGAUUUCCACCACUACGCGAUUCUGUGGAAUCCAGAUGAGAUCAUAUUUUUGGUCGACGAUGUGCCGAUACGAAGAUAUGCUCGAAAGAUCGAGAUGACCUUCCCUGAUCGACAAAUGUGGGUGUAUGGCUCCAUAUGGGAUGCAUCAUCUUGGGCCACUGAUAAUGGUCGAUAUAAAACCGACUACAAGUAUCAGCCUUUUGUGGGAAAGUACACAAAUUUCAAAAUAAGUUCCUCUGUGUCUUCAUCGCCGACUGGCAACGGGCUUAGCUCAGCGCAAUAUGCAGCGAUGCAGUGGGUUCAGAGGAAUUACAUGGUGUAUUAUUAUUGCCAAGAUUAUAGUAGGGAUCAUUCUCUUACACCGGAGUGUUAAAAGUAUCUGAAUUAUUACUUAAAUUGUGGCUAGUAUUUAUUUUACUGCUACAUGAUUACAGUUAAGAUGAGUCGCCCUUCUACUAUAUAAUGUGUUUGUAGUUGAGGCGUUUACUAGCAUGUCAUUUUCUUUUAUUAAAAAAGCAAGAAAUAUGAGUAUUCUUGUACUCAAUGUGUGUACACUUAUGAAAAUGUAUUAAUUAUUUGUUAAAGAAUGUUAGCUUUUUCUUUAUUUUA